AUGAAAGAUAAUGUUUUCAAACAUAUCAAAGACAUAGGGUUGAGGGAGUACAAAAUAUGUAUAAUAUUUCAGAUCAACAAAUUUGAACUAAUACUGUUUCAACCCUCUAAUGCAUGGAGAGCAGAGGUUUCCCAAGAUGAAUUGUCCGUACUGGCAAGCCAGCUGAAAAUGGAUCCAGAUGAAUACUACUCCAGGAUCAAACAGUAUUUAUCAGAUACACCUGAGAACAUGACUUUCAAGGUUACUGAUAAAGAGUUCAUAAUGCACCAUACAUUGGAGAAUAAUAUUAAAAUGAAGCUCUUUUUUUGUUCCUUGGAAAAAGUGAAUUACUGUCAUUAUGUAGAAAAAUUAUUGGAUCAAUAUCAUGAAGAGAAGAAUGAAUAUAAAGAGAAAUAUGAUUUGGCCAUAAAAAGUCAAGAUGAGCUGGAACAAAGCAAAGAAGAGCUUCAAAAAAAACUGCAAGAAUUUGUGAAAAGAAAAAAGGAUGAUGAUGAGGUAUUAUAUAAUAACUUUGUUCUUGUGCUUAAUGAGAAGAAGCGCCAAAUACAACAUUUGACACAAACCCUUGAAGCUUUCAAAAGAGGUAGACCAACCCAUAAUCCACCAGUGAAGGUCAAAAAGGAAAAAAAGGGUACAGAAGUUCAUGUUAAAAAGGAAAUGACAAUAGAGAAAAAAGAAGUUUCUGAUUCUGAUACUGAUGAAGAACCUCCAAAUUAUAAUACUGAUGAAGAUGAUGAUUAUGACUACAAAUCAAAUGUGAGACAGAAUCAUGAAAUAGAUAACCUUCCUAGCACUUCCAAGCAAGAUUUUAGUUUAUUUUUGGAUGAUUCUCCCCCACACCACAUUUUACCCAAGCGUCAAAAAACAGCUCAGACUAUGGAAAUCAGUAUUAAAGCAUCUCAGGUUUCUAAGGAGAACUCUUUUGAAGAAAAGCAAGUUACUGAUGGAGCUAAAGAAGAAUUAAAAGUAGACAAUGAGUUUAACACCCAAGAUCUCCUUGAUCUCCUUUAA
Phaedon cochleariae (mustard beetle) is the source of this 1011-nucleotide messenger RNA. The record is from the annotation of a GenBank genome assembly. Lineage: Eukaryota; Metazoa; Arthropoda; Insecta; Coleoptera; Chrysomelidae.